AAACAGCAAACAAACUAAUUUCUCUUCAUUAUUCAAUGUUAAAGGUACACAUUUGUAAUUAGAUACAUGAUACACAAAGUGAUAUUAUGAGAUUAUAAGUAUAUAAAAUUCUGCCAGUCUCGAGAGGGGAAAUAUUGCUCAGCGGCAUCUGGGGAAACUUCCUGAAACCUUAGUGUUGCACAAAGAGGGAAGAAAUAGAAAAGUGAGGAGAGGAAGGGUCAGUUCAGAGCAGAAACACGGUGGAGAGAAGAGAGCCGGGGAACAAGACCGAAAGAGUGUAAACUUUGUCCUGUGGAGGGAGAGGCUGACUGUCAAGCAUUAAAUCAGGAUGUUUGUUCUCAUCUGGGUGACUCUGCUUUUCUCUGCGAGAGGCAGCAGCGCAGACACAGGUGCAUCAGUUCGGAGAAGACAAGACUGUCUAAAUGGAUUCUGUAUCACUCUUAGUGAAGGAGAAAUUAUAGCAGAGGCUGGACUCUGUGUUGUGAUACCGUGUUCUUUCACCACUGGUUAUGGCUUCACACCCCAACAUUUGGUUUGGUACAAAUGUGAACCAUCUAAACAAAGAUGUGUAGAUUCAGAUGUGAUAUUCCACACUAACAAGAACAACAAAAAGGUUCAGUCUGAGUUUAUAGGACGAGUGUCACUGUUGGAGCCUGACGUGAGUCAGAAGAACUGCAGCAUCAUCAUCACUGACCUCACUGAGUCAGACUCUGGAUCAUAUCAGCUCAGAGUUAAUGGUAUCAAGUAUGGGGGGGCAGAUGGAUUUACAUUCUCUCCAAGAACAACUGUCUCUGUUAAAGAUCUGAUCCAGAAGCCCACAGUGAUGAUUCCUCCUCUGACAGAGGGACAGCAGACCACACUGACCUGCACUGCUCCUGGUCUCUGCUCUGGAUCUGGUCCUGAAAUCACCUGGACGUGGAGAGGAACAGGAGAGAAUGACUCUGACAUCACAGGAAACAUCACUGCUUUCAACACUGAGAAUCCGACUGCUGUCACACAGAGACACAGCUCAACUUUGACCUUUAACUCUUCUGCUGAACACCACGGCACCAAUGUCACCUGUAAGGUGAGCUUUACAGGCGACAUGACUACAGAGGAGACAGUGAUUCUAAAUGUGACCUAUGUGAAGAAAGUUAAAAUCACUGGGAAUACAAGAAUGAAGGAGGGUGAGACUCUGAAUCUGACCUGCAGUGUUGAAAGUUUCCCUCCAUCUCUUAUCACAUGGACUAAAUUUUCUGAGAAAAACAUGCUAAAUGGAACAGAAAUUGAAAUGCAGAACAACACUGACACCUUCCUGCAGGAAGAAAGUGGAAUGGGCACCUUUUCCAUCUCUAAACUGACAGCAGAAGAUUCAGGACAGUACAUCUGCACAGCAAAACAUCUACACAACAUCCUGAUGGAAAAAGUUGAUGUAACAGUGAUGUAUAUUAAGAAACCUGUCAUCACUGGGGAUACAACUGUUGAGGAGGGAGAUACUCUGAAUCUCACCUGCAGCGUUGAAAGUUUUCCUCCAUCUCGUAUCACAUGGACUAAACUUGGUUCCAAGACAAACCUGCACAAUGGACUUGAUACUGACCUGCAGAACGACACUGGAACAUCCUCACUUGUCCUCCCUAAUGUGACGGUAAAACAUUCUGGCCAGUACAUCUGUACAGCAGAACACCUGGACACAACUGUGACUAUACAUGCUGACGUAACUGUGACUUGGUUUUCAAAGAUCUUAAAAAACUCUGGAUGUGAGGUUCAGUCGGAGGUCCUGACUUGUGUGUGUAUGAGUGAGGGGUUUCCUUUACCCACCAUUAAAUGGCCGCUGUUGAAGAACCACACUGAGUACUCUGUUAUUACCACUGUGUCAAACCACACAGUCAACAGCACCGUCACUCUAACUGUAAAAGACCACAGCAACACUGUUGAGUGUGUCAGCAGCAGCAACAACAACGGGGACGCAAAAGAGAACCUCACCAUCCAAAUAAACCCGUCGGGACUAGAGGAUCAGUCCAGAGAACAAUUAAAUAUUGUUUCAUGGCUAAAAAUCAUCAUUGCCUUUUUGAUUGGGGUACUUCUUUCAGCAAUCAUUUGCUGUUUGGCAAAUAAAUGCCACAGAAAAAAACAGAGCUUUGGAAAUCUGGAUCAGACUCUGGAGAUGGUGACUAGUCAAGAGGAUCCACUGAUAGAUGCUGAUCAAGCAGUGGAAGAUGAUCAGACCUACUACCAAGAGACAGCUGAAGGAGAAGGAGCUGUGGCAGCAGGGAACGCAGCCCGUGAUCUCGAUGGUGGACUAAAAGAUGUGGAGUACGCCAGCAUUGAUUUCUCUGUGUUGAAAAGAAAGAGUCAUAGGGAGGCAACAAAGACUCAAGAGACCACAGAGACGGAGUACGCUGAAAUUAAGAAAGUAGUAAAAGAGGAAAGAGAAGACAACAACGGAGAGGAAGGUGAAGAGUUGGAGGGUGAAGAGGAGGAAGUGAUGAUAGAGGAUGAGGAGACAGAACAUUGUGUCCCAGAAGGGGAGGAAGGGGAGGACAUGGCAGUGUACUCCAAUAUGAAGGAUGUAAUGGGGGAGAUUUGGAAAAGUUGUCCUGUGAAGAGACGAGUUAGGAUGUUUGUUCUCAUCUGGGUGACUCUGCUGUUCUCUGUGAGAGGCAGCAAUGCUUCCAAAGGAAACAUCACUGCUUUCAAUACUGAGAAUCAGACUUCAGCUGAACUCCACGGCACCAAUGUCACCUGUAAGGUCAGCUUCAACAACAUCACUACAGAGGAGACAGUGACUCUGAAUAAUAAUAAGGAAUUGUUUGGUCAGACAAAUUCUAUAAUAGUUUGUCUAAAAUUUUAUCUGAAAGAUGUGAAGAAACCUGUAAUCUCUGGAAUGACAACUGUUAAAGAGGAUGAUGCUCUAAAUCUGACCUGCAGUAUUCAAAGUUUCUGCCCAUCUGUUCUCACAUGGACUAAACUUGGUUCCAACAAAAACCAAAAAGAAACCAGAAUCAUCUCGCAGAACAACACUGGAUCAGUCACUAUUGUCAUCCAUAAUGUGACGGUAGAACAUUCUGGACAGUACAUAUGUACAGCAAAACACCAGAUCACUACUCUGACUUGUAUUUUAUUGUAUGUAUGUAAUUGGCAUGCACUCUACGUAAAAAAACAGAAGAGCUCUGAAAAUGUGGCUGAGACUCUGGAAAUGGUGACUACUCAAGCAGUUCCACUGAUUGAUGCUGUUCAAGCAGUGGAAAAUGAUGGGACCCACGACCAAGAGGCAGCUGAAGGAGGAGCUGAGGCUGCUGGGCCAUCAGCCCACGUGGAACCAAAAGAGGUGGAAUACUCUGACAUUGACUUCUUCAUGUUGAAAAGGAAGAGUGCCACAGAGACACAAGAGACCACAGAGACAGAGUAUGCUGAAAUUAAGAAACAAGAUGAAGAGGAGAGACAAGACGAUGGCGGAGAGGACGGUGAAAUGUUGGAGGGCAAUGAAGAGGAGGAGGUGAUAAAAGGGGAAGAUAAGGAGACAAAACAGUGUAUGUCUGCAGAGGAGGAGGGAGGUCAGCUGUGGAGAUGUUUCUGGUUUGAUCAACCAAACUUCCUGUAUGUUUAUUGCAAAUUUUAUAUAAAGAGUUUGUCCUGUGGAUGGAGAGACUGUCUCAAUCAUCAAAGUAGGAUGUUUGUUCUCAUCUGGGUGACUCUCCUCUUCAAUGUGAGAAGCGACACAGCUAACACAGUUGCACCUCCAGGGGAAACAGAGCACUGUCAAAAUGGAUUCUGUGUCACUCCUAGUGAAGCAGAAAUAACAAUAGAGGCUGGACUCUGUGUUGUGAUACCCUGUUAUUUUACCACUGAUCCUGACUUUCGUUUGGAAAGUGCAGUUUGGUACAAAUGUGAUCCUUCUAAACUGAAGAACUGUACUGAUUCUGACAUAAUACUCCACUUGAACAAAACCAACCCAAAGGCUCAGUCCGGGCUUAGACGAGUGUCACUGUUGGAGCCUGAUCUGAGUCAGAGGAACUGCAGCAUCAUCAUCAAUGACCUCAACAUAUCGGACUCUGGAUCAUAUCAACUCAGAGUUAAUGUUAUCCUGAAUGGAACAACCAAAGAAUACACAUCUCAUAGAGCAACUAUUACUGUAAAAGAUCAGAGUUGGAAGCCCACAGUGAUGAUUCCUCCUCUGGCAGAGGGACAGCAGACCACACUGACCUGCACUGCUCCUGGUCUCUGCUCUGGAUCUGAUCCUAAAAUCACCUGGACGUGGAAAGGAAAAGGAGAGAAUGACUCUCACAUCACAGGAAACAUCACAGCCAAUCAGGGACAAAGCUCAACUUUCACCUUUGACUCUUCAGUCAUACACCAUGGUACAGAGGUCACCUGUAAGGUCAGCUUCACAGGUGGCACGACUACAGAGGAGACGGUGACUCUGAAUGUGACCUAUGUCAAGAAACCUGAAAUCACUGGAAAGACAACUAUAAAGCAGGGUGAUGCUCUAAAUCUGACCUGCAGUGUUGACAGUUUCCCUCCAUCUGUUAUCAUGUGGACUAAACUCGGCUUAAACAAAAACCUGAACAGUGAAACUGAAACUUACCUGCAUAAUGACACCGGAACGGCCACACUUGUCAUCCCUAACAUGACAGCAGAAUAUCCUGGACAAUACCUCUGUACAGCAAAACAUCUAAACAACACCCUGACAGAAGAAGUAAACAUAACAGUAAUAUUGUAUCCAAAGAUCCUAAACAGCUCUAGAUGCAUAAAUCAGUCAGAGGUUCUGACCUGUAUGUGUAUCAGUGAGGGGUUUCCCUUGCCUACCAUCAAAUGGCCACUGUUGAAGAACCACACUGAGUACUCUGGCAUUACCAUUGUGUCAAACUACACAGUCAACAGCACCGUCAUCCUAACUGUAAAGGACCACAGUAACACUGUUGUUGAAUGUGUUAGCACCAAUAAAAAUGGAGAAGUAAAAGGGAACCUCAUCAUAAACAAAGCAGAAGAAGAAGAAGGUCAAGCCAUGAAAUUGUUAAGAAUUGCGACACAGCUGGAAGUUAUCAUUGCAUUUUUCAUUGGCGCUCUUAUUUCUGCAACUGUUUGCUGUUUGGCGAGAAAAUGCCACAGAAAAAAGAAGAGGACCUAUGGAAAUCUGGCUCUGGAGAUGGUGACAAGUCACGAGGAUUCACUGAUAGAUGCUGGUCAAGCAGUGGAAAAUGAUCAGGCCAUGGACCAAGAGGCAGCUGAAGGAGGAGGAGCUGUGGCAGCAGGACAAUCAGACGUGGAGUACUCCAACCUUGAUUUCUCCCUGAUGAAAAGACAGAAUGCAGCAGAGGCAGGGACGACACAAGGGUCCACAGAGACAGAGUACGCUGAAAUUAAAAGAGGAGAAGCAGAGGCUAGACAAGAUGGAGAGGGCAAAGAGGAAGAGGAGAUGAUAGGUGAGGAUGAGAAGACAAAACAUUGUGUACCAGAUGAGAAGGAAGGUGAGGAUGUGGCGCUGUAUUCCAAUGUGAAGGAUAUAAUGUGAUAUAAGGAGAGUGUUAGGUAUUUGAGGAUAAAGUUACUUCUGUAAUUUGUUCUGAUGUGAUGGCUUCUUGCUGUUGUGUGUAAUUGUCCUGUGUGCAGUUUCUGCAAUGGCACUGUGAUUUUCAAAAGUUAAACUGAGCCUGCAGUAAGCCUCAAAUGAUAGAGACAUUGUUUGGCAUAAUGUAGGCCUAGUACAUGUCAUAUGGUGAACCAUCUCUGUAGCAGCACAGACCACUGUACAGUAGUUUAUAAAAGGUUGUAUUAGAAAAUAUUUUUUAUUAGUCACUGCAGAGAAAUGUGUUUGGGACCAACAAGAGUCGAAUGACAUUGUUACCACAACAGCCAGCCCAUUCUCAUUCCCAGGGCAUCAAAUACCGACAGACAAACCCAGGAUUUCCACCCACUAGACUAGGCUUCUUGUCCUGUGUGAAACCAAAAGUAAACUCGACUUUACAGUUUUAAGCUACGUUACAUGUCACGUGACUUCCUACUCCUUAACCCAGGGUUUUUUUCCCCUAAAUCUAACCACACUUGAGUGUAUCAUCCUUUCUGAAGGCUUGUUCUACGCUCGAGCUGAAAGCACUGCAACAUGGACCAGCAAUGAAGUUUCUAGUAAGAAGAUUUAUUUUUGUGUGUUUUCUGUCAGGAUGCUCAGCAGAGCUUGCAGUAAAGAAACAUCCAAAUAUCACAAUAUAAAACGUGUGUGUUCUGCUUAAAAAGUAGGCAUACAAACGUAACUAGUUAGCAAGUACUCACCCAGCUUUUACUUGAGUGGUUAACCUUUCCAGUCUGAUCUCGAGCGCACAGCUGAUAGGUUCAUGGUCUGUUUACAAUGACAACAGAUGUGCAUAUUUAACAGAUUUGGUGUGGACAGAGCGUCCGAUGUUACCGAUGCGCUGCCAUAGUCGGGCGCUCGAAUAUGGAAAGCCCAAAGUGCCAUUAAACCCCUCUAUUUCUUCACGAUUUACAUUAAACCACAGUUUUUCACUCCGUUUUAUUCGUCAAAAACGCCGCCUGAUGCUUUAGUGAACUGCCUUAAAAAGCCGCUUUUCACACCAUAAAAGUGAAUAACGCCGCUUUUACUGCUCUAGUGGUUUACAUUAAAACGCCUUUUUUCACAAAGGGGUUUUUCCUUAUGAUAAUGAGCCCUUCCUUCUGUUUUGCUUAACUAGUAAGUUUAAAGUUUCUUUAACCAAUCAAUGAAAAGUGCCUGCCAUUGUUAUGCUGUAGAUCUGUGUUGUCUUUGUGAAUUGUACAGUAUUUUUUCCAUAUUCAGAGGAUUAAAUAUUGAUUUGCGAAUGUAA
Siniperca chuatsi (mandarin fish) is the source of this 6794-nucleotide messenger RNA. RefSeq lists its product as uncharacterized. Lineage: Eukaryota; Metazoa; Chordata; Actinopteri; Centrarchiformes; Sinipercidae. The record is from RefSeq and is a predicted model, not a curated record.